AGAAGCUGGCUGCGUGAGCGUGACAGGUCCAUACGAGGUUCCUGAAGGUUUGAACAGGCAGUGAGUGUUGGGUGUACAAUAAGGAAAGCGGAGACACGAUUAAAAUGAAUCUGUAAAUAAAGUCAAGCUCAAUUUCUGGAGACAUGAGACUCGUUGUAUACGCGUUUUUUGCCUUCGCUCUUGGGCUUCUGCUCGUGGGUUUGCGAGAAUUAUUAUUUGGUUUUGAGGAGAACCGAUGCAGCAUGACAUACAUGUUCGAGUACCCAGAAUAUCGACGCGUGCAGCUCCCGAGGCGCGUUGCCCGCCAGUACCCAUCAUACGGCCUGUAUCUGUAUGGAGAGGGUGCUUAUGCUCAGGAGACCAGAGGACUCAAGCUUACCGGAGCGCCUGUGCUCUUCUUGCCCGGGAAUGCAGGCAGCUACAAGCAAGCUCGUUCACUGGGUUCAGUGGCGUUGCGGAAGGCUGAGAACCUUGAGAGACAGAUUCAUUUGAACGUCUUCACUAUUGACUUCAAUGAGGAGCUGGUGGCCCUGUACGGGGGCAGUUUGCGUAGACAGACUCAAUUUCUGCAUGAAAGCAUUAAAGCCAUCCUGCGCCUUUACAAGGACCGUCCAGACCCCCCCACAAGUGUAGUUCUGGUGGGUCAUUCCAUGGGUGGAGUGGUGGCAAGAGCUUUGUUCACACUGGCACGCUUUCACCCACGCCUGGUCAGCCUCAUCAUCACCCAGGCCUCGCCCCAUCAGGCACCUGUCCUGUCUCUGGACCCCUACAUUCUGGAGUUUUACUCCACCGUCAGGCAGGGCUGGAACAAAAGAGCCGAGGACCUCCGUAAUGUAACCGUUCUCUCAGUUGGUGGAGGUAACCUGGACUUUCAGGUGCUUUCUGGCUUGACAGCACUAUCCUGCCCCAUUGAUGAUCUCAACAAGAUUUCAGUUGUGGCGACUGCAGUUCCCCGAACCUGGCUUUCCACAGAUCACAUUUCCAUUGUUUGGUGCAAGGAGCUGGUUCUGGCCACAGUUCGAGCAUUCUUUGACCUCAUAGAACCAGAAACUGGGCAGUUCACAGAAAGUCCAGAGGAGCGACUGUCAGUGCUGAACUAUCACUUCUUCAGACACCCUGUGCUGCCACCUGGAGAAGUGCAGGGUGCUUCUGUGACAUUCUCAGCUCCUCCUGAGGCAUGGAAGGAGGUCAAUACACUGCGUCUGUUCUACAGUGCCCCUAAGGAAGCUCAAGUUAAGUACUUUCUGUUUGGUCUCUCCAGUCGAAGGAAGGCCUACAGUCAUUUCUACUGCCGCAGUAAUAAUAUGGAAAUGACCAGCUGGCUGUAUGGCUGUACACAGAUGAGUGGCUCCAUGUGUGUUCAAGCAGUAGAUCUGUCAUCUGACACAGAGCUUCUUCCAGCCUACAAAACUGUGGCCGUGAAAAUCAGCAAACUCAUGUCUGUCUCUCAUCUCAUCAUUGAUGCCUCUAACCCAAGCGGAGCACAGUUUGUCGUGGAGUGUGAGCUGCAGAGAGAGGAGAGCUUGACUGUGUCAGUGCAGGUGCCUCAUCUACUGUCUUUUGGUCUGACCGUCACUGAUGUCAGCAUUAACUCAUCUGGGCUGCUUCAUACAUUACAGCUGCAAGACUUUCAUCAGGUUUAUCAGGCGUUCAGAAUAACAAUCAUGAGUCACUGCAAAACCAAUAAAGACAGACUGCCCAGCGUCUACAGAGUGAGCGUACCUUGGUUUCGUGAAGACUCCUUUGCAAUGUCAAGUACUCCUUCGGUCUCUGAGAUCUUCAGCAUGCUUCACAGCAGCCGACCAGACAACACAUCCAGUGCCAUGCUGCAGCUCCACACUGCCCCCAACUGCCAGUACAAGGUGUCGAUACGGACAUCAUUUCCUAAAGUGCUUGGGCAGAUUCUGCGUUUCUGUGGUCCGCUUCUGCCCGUCUACUGUGCUUUAGCACUUCUCCUGAUGAUCAGAGUCCAGCUGAGCUCUGUCAGAAGAUCAGGACGUCCUGUCGAAUUGCAAGAGGCCAUGAGUAAAUCCUUAGAGAUCCACAAACUGGAGCUGCCGGUCCUCUUGCUGAUGCUGCUGCUCCGGCAAAGCUGGUUUCAGGAUGUCUGGACAUCUUUGGGCCUCCCUGGGGUGGAUGCACUUCCUCUAAACACGGUGGAGGACCUGUCCCAUGAAAAAGCUUCUGUGCAGGAAUGGCCUCGUCUCGUGUCUCCACUGCUGUGUGUGUUCGGUGCAGCCAUUGCAUUCUGGGGCAGCACAGUCCUCCGAAUGUCUGUCUGCUUCCUGUCCUUUAUUGUUGCUCCACUACACAGACCUUCAGUGUCACGGGACUGUGGUACAUUUGGUCUCCACACUCAGAUUGUCCUGAUGGUGUCUCUGGGAGUGCUGGGCAGCUUGACAUGUGGAUCUCUGGCAUUGAUGCUCUGUUGUCUCCUCCAUCUCUACAGGGUGCUGAGAUUACAGAUGACAGAGAGAUCACUGAGCCACAUGUUGAACCUGGCACCUCAGAAAGCUUCACACAACACGGAGAAUGGUUUUAACGGCAAUGAUCAUCACAGUAAUGGCAAAGAGUGUAACGGCAGUGCUUUACUGUCAGAAUCAGUACUUCAAGAUGUCAGAGAUGAUCUGCAGCUCCACUUGAGUGUGUCCACAGUGCUGACUCUGACCAUGAUGCUCUGCGCCCCGUCCCUCAUCCACUGGAAGCACAAUCUCAGAUAUUGGCUUCAUUUGGAUCCGGACCCCUGCUGGCCUCACACUGUGCCCCUGCUCAUCAGCUCUGUGAUGCUCAUCAACUGUAACACAAACUCACUCCUCCGCAGUAAACUGAUGCUGAAUCUGACUCUUCGUCUGCUGCUGCUGCUGUGUGUGGGGCUGCUGGCUUUCUGUCCGCUGCACAUUUACAGAGUCACACAUUUCCUGUCUGCAGCUCUGAGCCUUCUGGUCUGUUCUUGUUACUUUUGACCUCCCAGAACACUUUAAACGUGAGUCUGCUUUGAGAUUAGAGCAAGACUCAGGGCUGAGUAGAAAUCCAGACCAGAUUAGACCAAAACAGCCUUAAAACCCAAGUGUGUGAGUUCUGUGCGAUCCAACGGACAUCAGUGGACCAGCACAUCUGGAUCAUGUGACUUGUCGUUUGUCGUCAUUUGUAGCUUCUUGACAGGGUAUUACAUUUGCUAACAGUCAGCGUGUGUGGAUUCAUGAGCAAUACCUCUUGUUCACAUGGUUUCUUAGACACAUUUUAAGCACUAGCAUGAACCAAGUUGUGUGUGUGUGUGUGCGUGCGUGCGUGCGUGCGUGCGUUGGGCGUGUGUCUGUGUGUGUGUGUGUGUGUGUGUGUCUGUGUGUGUGUGUCUGUGUGUGUGUGUCUGGCAGGGAAAUGUAUCUGUUUGCUUUAUUAAUAUUUCCUUAAAGUCAACAUGAACUAAAACAAACACAACUAAAACGAUUGGUUUUAUAUACUUAUUGGUUUUCAUUUUUUAUGAAUCUCCCAUAUUCAGCAUUAUUGGAUAUUCAAAUGUUUUGUUUUUACAUUUAUCAUAAUUUUUCAUGCCUAAAUUCUUUUGAAGCGUUUAAAAUCGUUAUGUACUACUUUAAAAAGAUAGUUUACCCAGAAAAGAAAAUCCUGCUUCAUUUACUCACUCUCCACUUGUUACAAACCUUUUUUUUUUUUUUUUUUUUUUUUUUUUUUUGAGAGAUGUUGCAAACCAUUCGUCAGCGACGUUCAUAUAUAUAUUUUUUUCUACUAUGAAUGUCAAUGGCUUCUGGUUAUAACCACUUUCAUAUUUGACAAAAAACAAACUCAAAAGGAUUUGAGCUACUUGAAGAUGAGUACAUUUUCAUGUUUGGGUGAGCCAUCCCUUUCUUUUUUAUAUAUUUAUCAAGUAAUGUUAUAUAAAUUAAUGUAUUAUCAGGCAAACAAUUUAUUAUUAAUUUAUAUAAGAAAUUAAAAAGGUGACACAUUAACAACAAUUGAAAAAAAAGAAGAAAUCUAGAAAAAUGGAUUACUGAGAGCAUCUGCAUUGUGUCCACUCUGAAUCAUUUCAUGCAUUGAUUGAGGAUGUGCCUGAAAGAUUCAUAGUACUCUAGUGAAUGUCUUCAAAAAUCACUUCCUUUCUUCAUCUGCCUUAAUUCUCAAACACUUUUAGCUAAAAUACACAAUUAUGAAAUAAUGCUGUCAUAUAACACGUUAAUUUGUUGGAAAUCAUGCUGUUAAUUAAAGUCUCCACAUCACUGGACUAUUUUCAGCGAGUGAAUAUAAUUACAAUUUAGUUUCAUGUCAUACAUCAUUUAACCUCAAACCAGCCACAAAUUACAGACUGCAUUUUCAUGUUGACUUUAAGAUUGUGGAAGCAGUUUAUUGUAAUUUUGGCAGAUUCUCAUGUCUGUAUGCGAGCGAGAUUGAAUCUCUCGGCCUGUUUUAUCUUCAAUCUGUCAUUUCUGCCUUAAACCAUUUAGCUUUGAAUGCACAUGUAAUGCCUGUAGGUGCUGAAAUAGUUCUCUGUUAGAUCAGUUUCUACUAACACCCCUUUAGCAUGAGCUGAAGCUGUUCGGCAAGUCGCGUAACAUUCCUUCUGGUGGUGUUAUUGUGAGUUUCACGAGCUGUGAUCACAAAACGGGACCGACAAGCAAUAUGAUUUUAUAUCAGCAUCAAUGUGCACAAUUUGUGAUGUAAAAAAUGCAUCACUGUUAUAUUUGUGGUUAUAGUGCAGUCUUGAGACAAAUUGUUAGAAACACUGCCAGUCACAGUAGCCAUGAGAUUGUUGCUGUCUCUACAGCUCUUUUUUAUUUUUAUUAAUUGUAUCGUGUGAUGAUUGCUGUUGAUGGUCCAUUUCACACUGUCCAUCUGCUUCUCCUUUAUUUGAUUUGCUCAUGACGGUUGAAAGUUUGAUUCAAGAUCUCAUAGCUGAAAGUUAAUUUAUUCUGUCAUCUCUAAUCACAAAAGCGAGUGGUGCCUUUCUUGUAAUAUGCCCCUGCUUCUCUGAUACCUAUUUGCAGUUUAAAGUACUCUUAUUAUUUUUCUUUUUGAAGUACCCCUAUUAGUACCCUCAUGUUUUGGUCAGACCCAACUAUGUUGACCAGUUAAAAAAAACAAACACUUUUAUUGUCUAAUGAUAUGAAUUUAGGGCGUCACGGUGGCGCAGUGGGUAGCACGAUCACGUCACAGCAAGAAGGUCGCUGGUUCGGGCCCCGGCUGGGUCAGUUGGCGUUUCUUUGUGGAGUUUGCAUGUUCUCCCCCACAGUCCAAAGACAUGCACUAUAGGUGAAUUGAAUAAGCUAAAUUGGCCGUAGUGUAUGUGUGAAUGGCUUUUUCCCUAGUAUUGGGUUGCAGCUGGAAGGGCAUCCGCUGUGUAAAACAUAUGCUGGAUAAGUUGGCGGUUCAUUCCGCUGUGUCAAGCCCUGAUUUAUAAAAUAAUGAAAAGAAAACAAAUGAAUGUAUGUAUACAAAUUAAUUUCUAGCUUAUUUACUCAUUAACUCGCAAAUGAGCAAAACAUUUUUUCAAACCUUGUCAUUUUCUCUGAACAAGUGGCUCUUUGCGGAAAGCCCUUAUAUGGAGCUUGUUUGGAGCUUAUGCAUGUGGAUGCUACUUUAGAAAAGAGCAGUGCACUCCACAUUCACUAACUAAAGAAUGAAUGUAAGAACAAACUCAUUUGCGUACACGUUUUGUGAAUUAUCUGAAAAGAUUGUGAGAAUUUCAGAUAUAUGUAUAAAUAGGAAAAACAGAUGCAGUUAUUAGUGCAUGAGACCCAAUAACUUUUUACGUGGUGCACUUUCUGAUCGAAAACUUUCGUGACUUUACACUUCACGAAAGAUAACUUUUAAAUAUCCAUAAUAGGGGCACUUUAAAGGCUCUUUUUUUAUGUUCUCCUAUAGGUUUACUCUUGUCAAACAUCAGACUACACUUUAAUUUUCUCAUAACAUGCAUAGCAACAUUACUUCUCACAGUUUCUGAAACGGUUCAUUUAAGGAUUCACUCUUUAAACUCAUGUAUGAGAGCGUGCUCUGCUCUCGUUGGUCAGAUGGACCGGUCUGUUGUCACGUGAUUCGCCUAUCAUUUAUAUUGUGUCAGAAAACCAAACAUCCAUAGCUGUAUCUGCUGUAUUCAGCUUUGUAUUUGUAAGCACAGUGGCAUGAAGGGUAGCAAUGGCAUUGGUGAUAUGGUGUAAAUCUUUAUGGAACUGCAGGCUACAUGACGCAAAUGUGUCCACAAUGCAAGACUAAACUCUUCCAGGCUGCAGCUAACUAGCAGGUCUGAGAGUCAAAGUAGAUGUUGUUCAGUUGCCAAUAAAGACCACAGGCUGUCUUCAUGCAAAUCUGUCAUAAACCUAAAUAUGAUUGUGCAUGAAGUCAGGCUGGAGUUACUGAUGGAUCAUUAGAGGAAUCAAUUCAAAAUCAAUUCUUUAUUUUGUGAGCCAAUUAUUCCAUUUGCUAAGCACUUUGUUUACUGCAGAUGCUUUAAAUUCACUUAAAGCUGCAUUACAUAUUGCAUGACAGAUAAUAUCCGGAAAAGCAUAAUAGGGGCACUAUAACCUUCGUGUGAUUGAGGAUGAUGUUGAGGAUGUUUGUCAGUCCAUCCAAGUAAUCUGACAUUUAAAUCAGAUGUCUUUCUCUCAAAGGAGGUACUUGACCAAAAAGGAGAAAAAAACAAAACACAUAGGACACAGAAGUGUGUCUUCAUGCACUGUGAAUGUACAUGAGUGAGUGUGUAUGUAUGUGUGUGUGUGAUGCAUUUUGCAGUGAGCUUUGCUGUGAGUUGUUUUUUAAUGGUGUGUUGCAAUAUUGCUCUGCCUCAUGCUAAAAUUAAGCAGUUUUGUUUGUGCUGAAAGUCUGCCUUUUUUCUAUCCAAUAUGAUUGUGAGCGAUUGUUUUUAUUGGUGUUCACUGUGAUGUGCCACAAUAUUUUGAGGCCAGGAUCGGAUUUUAUGUCUCGAAGCUAGAACUGCUAAUUUUGGGCCAGAUCUGUCCUGGUGGUGUAAUGAGUUCAGUCAGCAUCCGCAUUGAAGCCAAACUCCACUAACGGCAACUGUUGAACUCUGCAACAAUGACAGCAAUGUUUGUAAUGAUGCUAAUGCAGCUUCUGCUGUGGGACGUUUAACAAACAACUUGCUAGUUUAAUAGAGACUGUUGUUCUAAUUGAAAAUAAAAUAGCUCCUUUGUAGCAAUUAAAUAUCCGUAAUCAAAAACCUACAGGGAUGUGGUUUGAUAAAUGCACUACCAUUCAGAAGUUUGACGUCGGUUUAAGUUUGGUUAAGAUUAAUCGGAGGAUUUCAAUUUUUUAAAAAAAUAAGCGAUGUCUUUAAAAAAAUCUUUCUGAUGCCAAGUUUUGUAUGGUAGUGUUUGACAACUAUGGAAGCUUGUUUCCAUAAAAAUAACAAUAAAUGAUACAAAAGCUGUAUUGACUCAAUUCAGACUUUCUUGACUUCUAAUUGCAACUUUGUAUUUCACAAUUUUGACUUUGGCAGUUCUUUUCUGAGAGAGUAAUAUUAUAACUGCGAAAUAUAAACUCAGAAUUGUGAGGUAAUCAGAUUUGCAAGAAGAAACACUGGAUUUGUAAGGAAUAAUAUCUGUUUUUUUAAAGAAAUCCAGAGUUUUAUCUCAGAGUUUUGACAUUUUUUCUCAGAAUUGUGAGGUAUAAACUGAGUUGUAGGAAAAAAUAUAAUGUUUUGAGAUUUUAGCUUGAACUUGUGUACAGAAAAAAGAAUGUCAAAGAGAUUUCUUUUCAUUCUGUGAUGGAAACAACCUUCCAUUCUUGACAAAUAGCAUGCUAUUUGCUAUAGGCUACAUGCAUAUGAAGUAAUUAGAUGUAUUAACCGGUUUCGAAUAUGAAGGGAUCUGGAACUGAAAACCUCAGUCGAAAUGUUUUCGACCCUUAAAAAAUACAAUGUUAGCGAGGGGAACAAAAGCCUACAAACCUGCACAUUCCUGACUCGUAUUUCUUAUGAAAGACACAAAUCUUUGCGUGUGGUUUAGCUUCAAGAUUAGCUGUGACUGUUCUGACCUUUUUUAAAUUGGUGUAUAUAUUGAAUGCAGCUCACUGCCUCAUGAACCUGAUGCUGUUGUGCUUUAAUAAUAUAGUUGCAGUGACUCGCUCAUUACAGUGACUUGUCUGUUCUUUAUGAUGGAGAGGUAUAAAUCGGUAUUGUAAGAAGUUGAUAUAUACGCGUGUCAUUUGAAAGCUCAGUAAUAGGUAUUUACAUUUUUGUAAUAUUUUAAAAGCAUUAAUUAACAGUUUUACUGUAAAUUGCUCACUAAAAAGGUAUAAUAUUAUACAAUGUUUACUAAAAGUUGUAGAAGUUGAUACAAGUGUUUGUAGUGCUGUUUUGCUUGGGUUGUGGUGCUUUUGUCAUGAACGUAUUUCACUCGUGUACAGUAAUUGUAAACUGUAAGAGUGUUAAUGAACGUUGUUAUCUUUUUUUUUAAAGAAGCGCUCUCUGUUCGUGCAUUCAGCACUUCUAUCGGCAGUCGGAUUGGUUUAUCAUGAUUGGCUUGUAUUUGUUUGGUCAAACUGCUGCGUCACUGUGAUUGGUUGUGAUCAUUGUUUUCUUCAAAUGGUGAUUUAAGAAGACCGUGCUUAGCUUUUUUUUUCUUCUUUAAUAUACAGAAUUGCUAGAAAGUGUUUAGAGAUGUUGUUCUCCUGCCUACAAGGAACUCUCUACGCUUUGUAUUUGGUGAUUUUACAAGCUGAAAAUUCUCAGGUUAAAAGAUGUGUUGUGGAGUCGGUGGCUUCUAGUGUUCGUAUAUCUUAACAUGCUAUUUUAUCAAAAAAAAAAUUAAAAAUGUGUGCAAUUUUUCAGCACUACAGUUCCAAUAAAAUUGUUUACCGAGA
Molecule: messenger RNA, 8826 nt
Organism: Danio rerio (zebrafish)
Lineage: Eukaryota; Metazoa; Chordata; Actinopteri; Cypriniformes; Danionidae
Source: RefSeq, a predicted model, not a curated record